Messenger RNA from Fibroporia radiculosa, 1578 nucleotides. RefSeq lists its product as uncharacterized. Gene Ontology annotation, molecular function: magnesium ion transmembrane transporter activity. The transcript is spliced from 8 exons. The record is from RefSeq and is a predicted model, not a curated record. NCBI's taxonomy places the organism in Eukaryota, Fungi, Basidiomycota, Agaricomycetes, Polyporales, Fibroporiaceae. Gene Ontology annotation, cellular component: membrane. Bases 1 to 1578 code for a protein of 525 amino acids. Gene Ontology annotation, biological process: magnesium ion transport.
AUGAAUUCUUCCACUUCUCUAAGCUCCUCAACUCCUUCCCCGACGACUAUACACACAGACCCGCUACCACAACCAUCUACAGACGCGCCCCAUGGAAGCCCCGUCGUAGCCUUCAUCAUUGGGCUGGCUAUCGUCAUAUUGGCAUCAAUACUCAAUGCUGCUGGACUCAAUCUAACAAAGCUAGAUCAUGUACGUACGAGCGUAAUACCAAGAGAACAACGUAGACGAGACUGGUUACGACCUUUAUGGUUAUUGGGCAUGGUACUAUACAUUCUAUCUCAAGUAAUCGGUAGCACUCUCGCCUUGGAAUAUAUGCGUGCAGAAUAUGUCGCUCCCCUGGGCUCUACAUCUCUAAUCUUCAAUUUCCUAUUUGCAAAAUUCCUGGUGGAUAGCCCUGUCACAAGUUAUGACAUUUAUGGGACUAUCAUCGUAAUCAUAGGUGUUGUUGGCAUUGUCGCUUUCGGUUCGAUCAACAGCGGACUGGGGACGGGAACAGAUGCUGCGUAUCUCACAUACCUGUGGACGCGUAGCAACUGGCUUCUGUUCUUCUUUUUCAUGGCAUUUUCCCUCAUCUUGCUAUAUACGUUUACGUCUCAGCUUGAGCAAGUCUUGAAUUCGCGCUCGGACAUCAAUGCUGAACCAUUUACGGGCAUGGGUUCGCGGAGACCUGCCUUGGCGCCCUCGGCGAGCGUAUUCAAGCGAAUUGUUUCUUUCUGUCAAGGAGUCAUGAUGUGGGUAAGGGAGAAACUCGAGAUUUGGACUGCACCACAUGAGGACAAGAGGAUCGCUUGGACUUUGGGUAUUGGUUGGGCAUGCUGUGGUGGUGGUUUGGCCGGUGGAUGUUUGGUUUUUGCUAAGGCUGCUGUCAAGUUGAUUACUGGGAGUUUGUCGCAUCAAAAUAAAGGCAAUCAGUUUGGCCAUGCCUCAAGCAUCUUCACGUUCUUGCUCCUUGUAGUCACGUCUGUGGCGCAGAUCAUUUGUCUCAAUCGAGGUCUGAAAGUCUAUGAUUCAACGUUAGUCGUCCCGGUAUUUUAUGGUGUCUAUACGGCUACAGGCUUCCUCAAUUCUUUAAUUUUUAACGAUGAAGUAGACGCAUACCAAUCUUGGACCCUCUUUCUCAUCUUUGUUGCCAUCACUAUCCUGAUCUCUGGGGUCGUUCUCUUGACUUACAAGAAACCCGAGAAAAAACCGGCGGCUCCUGGGGGAUCUGAUCAUAUGUCAUUACCCACUCGUUCACGUAGAGGUACGCCGAGGAGAACGGGAGACUACAACGAUGAUGAGCAGGACGUGCUGCGUGUGGCAGAGGAGGGCGAGGGGGAUGCUGAGGAACUGUGGCAAAUAGGCGAUGCAAGCGACGAUGAAGAACAUGAUCAACCGCAUAGUCCCCGCCCGGUACGACAACGGAGAGGGAGCGCAAGGUCCAGGAGAGAGGGUGAGGAAGAGGGUGAGGAAGAGCGGAUGAUUGGAGGCGACAGAGACGGUGAACAUCGCGAAUCUACGUCCUCAGAUGCGACACUUGCGCGACCGGAGAGGGAUGACGAGUUUGGGGAAUGGGAGCAAGGGAAAGGGUUGCAUUGA